Molecule: messenger RNA, 1545 nt
Organism: Engraulis encrasicolus (European anchovy)
Lineage: Eukaryota; Metazoa; Chordata; Actinopteri; Clupeiformes; Engraulidae
Gene: rhbdl1
Product: rhomboid, veinlet-like 1 (Drosophila)
Exons: 9
Coding region: 410-1528 (372 amino acids)
Cellular component (GO): membrane
Molecular function (GO): serine-type endopeptidase activity
Source: RefSeq, a predicted model, not a curated record
UCGUGCGUGCGCGUGUGUGUGUACGCAGCCAGAGUCUGUGUGUGACUGUGUGUGUGUGUGUGUGUGUGUGUGUGUACAUGCAUGGCCACUGUAUGUGUAAAGCGUGUAGCGUGUGUAUGGCUGCUCCCGGGGGUGUGAGCGUGUGUGUGUGUGUGUCUACAUGCGCACCCGUGGCUUUGGCUGUUUCUGACCGUGUGGUGGUGAACGCGUCGUUCCGUCCGUGCGUGCGUAUGUGGUGCAUAUGCGAGCGUGUGUGUGUGUGCGCGUGUGUGUGAGUGAGUGUGGCUGCUAGCAGGCUAGUGUAGCGAGCGUGGCGUAGUGUGUGUACCGUUGGAGCGUAGUUGUACCAUAGGAGUGUGUGGAUGCCCUUCUCCUCAUCGUGUGGGCCUCCUGCACCCCGGGCGGGUAUAUGGAUAGGAGCUCCCUCUUUCAGCUCAUUCAGGAGGAGCUGGACCCUGAUCAGACUGGUUUCGUAGCGGUGGAGAACUUCACCAGUCUGGUGCAGCAUCAUGAGCUGCAGCUGGACCCCAGCAAGCUGGACAUGCUCUUCGCUCUGGUGCAUGCCAACGAGAGGGGACAGAUAUGCUACCAGGAGCUCAUCGAACUGCUGACCAGCAAGCGCAGUAGCAGUUUCCGCAAAGCCAUCGCCAAUGGCCGCCGCACGCUGCAGCGAGAGAUCCUAUUGGACGAGACGGGCCUGGGCGUGUACAAGCGCUUUGUGCGCUAUGUGGCCUACGAGAUCCUGCCCUGCGAAACGGACCGGCGCUGGUACUUCCACCAGAACCGCCUGUGCCCUCCGCCUGUGUUCAUGGCCAUCAUCACUAUCAUACAGAUCGUGGUGUUCAUGUGCUAUGGCGUGAUGCUGAAUAAGUGGGUGCUGCAGACGUACCAGCCUGACUUCAUGAAGAGCCCCCUGGUAUACCACCCGGGACACCGUGCACAGGUCUGGAGAUUCUUCAGCUACAUGUUCAUGCAUGUGGGGCUUGAGCAGCUGGGUUUCAAUGCGUUGCUGCAGCUGAUGAUCGGAGUGCCUCUGGAGAUGGUUCACGGCAUCCUACGCAUCAGUCUGCUAUACAUGGCCGGAGUAGUGGCAGGUUCUCUGACGGUCUCCAUCACGGACAUGCGUGCUCCGGUGGUGGGGGGCUCAGGGGGGGUGUACGCUCUCUGCUCCGCCCACCUGGCCAACGUCGUCAUGAACUGGGCAGGCAUGAAGUGUCCCUAUAAACUGCUCCGUAUGAUCUUGGCCCUGGUCUGCAUGAGUUCGGAGGUGGGCCGUGCGGUGUGGCUGCGCUUCUCCCCGCCCCUGCCCUCGUCGGGGCCGCAGCCCAGCUUCAUGGCGCACCUGUCGGGGGCGGUGGUGGGCAUCAGCAUGGGCCUGCUGAUCCUGCGCAGCUACGAGGAGAGCCUGCAGAGCCAGUGCUCCUGGUGGGUGCUCGUCUUCUCCUUCAUCACCUUCCUGCUCUUCGCCGUCUUCUGGAACAUCUUCGCCUACGAGCUGCUGGGCGUGCAGAUCCCACCGCCGCCCUGACCCAACGCCCCCCGACC